Molecule: messenger RNA, 1779 nt
Organism: Priapulus caudatus
Lineage: Eukaryota; Metazoa; Priapulida; Priapulimorpha; Priapulimorphida; Priapulidae
Product: sideroflexin-1-like
Exons: 9
Coding region: 148-1119 (323 amino acids)
Biological process (GO): monoatomic ion transport; serine import into mitochondrion
Cellular component (GO): mitochondrial inner membrane
Molecular function (GO): monoatomic ion transmembrane transporter activity; nicotinate-nucleotide-dimethylbenzimidazole phosphoribosyltransferase activity
Source: RefSeq, a predicted model, not a curated record
GCAAUGAGUCAAGUACCAAAGUCGUGUGUGUCUCAAACACGAAGAGAUUACUUAUUAAUAUUACUAUAACUAAUAGUAUUACUAGUGUAAGCGUAGAUCUGUAGUAUAUUGGAUAUCGUUUUCAUCAGCUGCACGGCUGUGAUCAAAAUGGAUGUCGUGCACGUCGUAAACAGAAUAAAUCUAGAUAAGCCCAGCUGGGACCAGACAACAUUCUCUGGCAGAGCAAAGCAUUUUAUUAUGCUGACAAAUCCACUGAACGUGUUGUGCACUAAUCAACAGCUGGACGAGGCAAAGAAUCUCAUCUAUAAAUAUAAGAAGGGUGAGGAGCCUCCAGGAACAACUCCAGAACAGCUAUGGCAAGCCAAGUAUGCAUACGACUCUGCUUUUCAUCCUGAUACUGGGGAAAAGAUGAUGCUCAUUGGCCGCAUGUCUGCACAGGUCCCUAUGAAUAUGUCAAUCACAGGCCUGAUGAUGACAUUCUACAAGACAACUCCAGCAGUAAUUUUCUGGCAGUGGAUUAACCAGUCAUUCAAUGCACUGGUCAACUACACAAACAGGAGUGGAGAUACACCAAUACCAAACAAAACUCUAGCUAUGGCUUAUGUGGGUGCAACAACAGGUGCAACCUUGACUGGUCUCUUUCUCAACAGUGCCGUAAAGAAUGCACCAGCACUCGUCGGGAGGUUUGUCCCAUUUGCUGCUGUUGCCGCAGCCAAUUGCAUCAAUAUACCUCUCAUGAGGUUUAGCGAGCUGACGGAUGGCAUACCAGUGUUUGACGAGAAUGGCAAUCGGAUAGGAGACUCCGUGAAAGCCGCUGAGCGUGCGAUUCCCAUGGUGCUGCUGUCGAGAAUCAUGAUGGCCAGUCCCGGCAUGGUGAUCCCUGCCAUAGUCAUUAACAAGAUGGAAGGUGGCAAGCUGUUUAGACGCUUUCCAUGGGCCGUGGCACCUGUGCAAGUAAUGCUCGUCGGAGCGUGCCUUGUAUUUGCCACGCCACUUUGCUGUGCGAUAUUUCCACAGAACAGCUCAAUAAACGUCUCGAGUCUAGAACCGGCCCUUCAGGAGAAAGUGGCAAAGUGGGACAAUCCACCGACCACAGCUUACUACAACAAGGGCCUGUAGAUGGCACCACGAACGAUUGUGUACGUGACUAUUUGGAUACUUAUACAUACAUACGUUACAUACAUUACACAUACAUACACCGGAUAUAUCAGGCUCAGAAUGCUGUAUUGGUGCUGGGUAUGGUGCUACUCAUUAAACCAACUAGCUUGAAUGUUAUAAAGAAAUAUGAAAGGGAAUCAUGACACCUUGCUCUCUUCACGACCUUGCUAUCUGUGCGUAUAGAUUUUAUUUCUUCAGUAUGGGUAUAUGUUGUGAGGACAGUUGUUUACCUUGCUGUGAUAGUUGAAGCAGUUCUAUUGCUGCCCAGGUAUUACUGAACAACAUUUUUAAAUCUCUUCCACGUCAUACGUAGUUUCUGUGUUAUCAUAAGAUGUUUGAAUUGAGGUGUUACAACUAAAUGCUUUCCAGUAGGCUCUAGGUACCGCGUUUGCGUCCGUUUACUUGCUGUAAAAUAGAGGCGUGAUAUUAUUUUAGAGUGUACCCAGGGUAUAUAGCAUGUAAUGCAAUUGGGUAAUAUAUAAUUUGGUAUAAUAUAUAGUAGGAAAUUGACGUUAUUUAAAUUCAAUAAAUACAAGUUCUUGAACUGUGUUAGUAGUUAAGCUUAUUGCAACUGUUACAGGAAAAUAAAAAAAGUUGUUUUGUAUGUGCUAAGUCAAGACA